Tetrahymena thermophila SB210 is the source of this 1506-nucleotide messenger RNA. Its product is annotated as kinase domain protein. The transcript has 16 exons. Gene Ontology annotation, cellular component: perinuclear region of cytoplasm; nucleus; cytosol. Gene Ontology annotation, biological process: activation of GTPase activity; nucleocytoplasmic transport. The record is from RefSeq and is a predicted model, not a curated record. Gene Ontology annotation, molecular function: small GTPase binding; GTPase activator activity. NCBI's taxonomy places the organism in Eukaryota, Ciliophora, Oligohymenophorea, Hymenostomatida, Tetrahymenidae.
CUUAUUUGCUAUUUAAAUACUUGUAAAAAAUAAAAAAAUGAUAUAAUAGAAAUAUAAAUUUUUUAAUCUAGAUGAUUAUGUAAGCUCUUCUUAGCAGUUAUAUUCUCAUCUUGAAUUAGAUUUCAGUUAAAAUAAAAUUGGGUAAUAAGGUUCAUAAUAAUUAACCUAGGCAUUGAAUAACUCUAUUAAUCUCUAAUGUUUGAUAAUAAACCUAAGCAAUAAUUAAAUUGAUGAUAAGGCUGCUUUAAGUAUAUUCUCUUCUUUAAAUAAUUGUACUUAUCUUACUAAUUUGACUAUUAAUCUUGAAAAAAAUGAUAUCCAAUAAUAAGGAGCAUCAAAUUUAGCAAAAGCACUCAUUUAAUGCAAUAAUCUUAAAUCAAUGUCGCUUGACCUUGGAGGCAAUAAAGUUGAACCAUAAGGUGCAUAAAGUUUAGCUUGUGCCCUUGCAAAAUUGGCUAACCUAUAAACUUUGAAUCUAAACCUCUCGGUGUGUACAAACAAAAUUGGCGAUGAAGGUGCAUUGUUAUUAGGUAAUAAUUUAGCAAAUUGUCAAAAUCUCUCCAAUUUGAAACUAGACCUUAGGGGAAACUUAAUUGGACAUAAGGGUGUAGACAAUUUAGUUACAGCCUUAGCUAACUGCUCAAAGCUAUAAACUCUGAGCCUUAUAUUGGGACACAAUAGAAUAAAUGAUGAAGCUGCUUCUUGCUUAGGUUCAGCUUUAGUAAAAUUCACUUAAAUCUAAAACUUGAGACUUAGUUUAGAUUGGAAUUAAAUCACUGAAAAAGGGAUAUAAAGUCUAUGCUAAUUUUUGGUUAAUUGUACUAAUCUAUAAAGCUUAAAUCUACAACUUGAUUAAAAUAGAAUAAAUGAUAAAGGUGCUUCAAUUUUAGGUUCAGCUUUAUCAAAAAGCUCUAACUUGUAAGCUUUGAGUCUCUUUCUAACGUUUUGCUCUAUAUAUGAUGAAGGUUUAUAAGAUUUAAGUUUAGCCUUUACAAAUUGCUUGAAUCUUUCAACUUUAAAACUUGGACUUAGCUGGAAUGAAAUUACUGAAAUAGGUGUCUCAGAAUUAGCUAUAGCUCUUAAAAAAUGCACAAAUAUAUCUACUUUUGAGCUUGAAUUAUACAAAAAUUCAAUUGGUGAUGAAGGUUUAUCAAAAAUAUGCUCUGUUUUAAGCUAAUAUACAAAGCUCUCUAAUUUACGACUCUGGGUUCAAAAAAAUAAUAUUAGUGAUUAUGGCGCAUAAUAAUUAAUGCAUACAAUAAAGAACUGCACAAAGCUUUUAUCUUUGGACCUUUUUCUUUACAACAAUAAUAUUAGUGAUAGUCAAAAAUUUGAAUUGAAAACUAAAAUUUGUAAGCUAAGAAGGCUAUUAAUUAAAUCGGUGUUACUAUAUUGAUUUAAAAAAUAUUUUUUUUAAAAUUAUUCAUAUUGAAAUAUAAUCAAAUAGUUAGUAAUUUGUACUAAAUAUAUAUUUUUUAUAUGUUAUUAAAAUUAAAGUUACCCAAA